Molecule: messenger RNA, 1422 nt
Organism: Aureobasidium namibiae CBS 147.97
Lineage: Eukaryota; Fungi; Ascomycota; Dothideomycetes; Dothideales; Saccotheciaceae
Exons: 3
Coding region: 1-1422 (473 amino acids)
Source: RefSeq, a predicted model, not a curated record
AUGGAUACCGAUUCCCUUGAGCAACUGUACGAUCACUGCAUUGCGCACGACCAAGAUGACACCGCCCCGACCGAGAAAGAUGUGAUGAGGAGAUUCUUCGCCCACGUAAACGGCGUCAUUUCUGUUGGCGAGGUUCUCGUCGAUUCGGGACACGUCUCGGCCGACGGUAUCAUGUUUCUUCGCAAGGCUCUGAGUUCUGUUCACAAUGUUCUUGAAGACGACUCCAUCAAGCUGAGCGUGUCUUCAUUUACUCCCACCGAGAAAGCUAGCACUCAGACGAAGAAGAGAAAGACGGCUGAGAAGGACGCAAUGAUCCCUGAAUCAAUACUGCCUCCUAUCCUUCCGACGUCUGAAUAUGAUGUUAUUGUCGAAUCAACUCCUAACCCCAUAGCACCCAUAUCGCCAUCUGGAAGAGGCAAUGACUGGCUGCAACGCUGGACUAACAUCAUCAAGAAGAUUCCUUUGAACGCGACUACGGGCAAACCUGCGGUCUGGCCAAGUCUUCUCACAAAGACACUCGUUCAUACCUUUGGGUAUGAUGGAGUCAACAAUGUCAUCACCAUGGCAGAGCAGAUCAUCAACAACCUCGACAUGCUCACCAUCGACGCCACCACAUCCGCUGAUGGCGACGUAGCGUCGCCGCUACGACCCCUCGCUAUUCGGUUGAAGCAAGUCUGGGCAUCUUCCAGAGGCUCAGCAGUCACCACGGCCAAUAUCAUCUGCUAUCACAAACUUAUGGCAGAAGACUUCUCCCGUUUGGAGCAAGAUACUUACCUUCCCGAGACUGUCAUGGGUCAAGAAUGGAGUGCAAGAGAUUCCGCGCUGGCUCAAACACCACAAGCUCGGUCAAACUUCAUCAUCUCCCGUGUCUUCGCAUAUCUCAAUCCUCGCUCUUUGACACAGAAAGAGAAAGAGACUGAGUUUUCCAAGUUGAGAAAGGAGCGUACAAUGGCUCACAACGUUGGUCUAUUCGUCAAGCUUUUCGGGUUCGGGAUUGUGCCGUUGAUGGGCAAGUCUGCCUGGAAAGAAGCGUUUCCUUCGUAUGCUGCCGCAUCCUCGGAGCAGUAUCUGGUGCAAUUGCUGGAACAGUGCCCAGUACUUCGCGAAAUAUGCGAUCUUACCGACAAAAACUUCUACCAGUAUGUCCACAAGAGAGAAAAAAUCGGCCAGCUGCCCAAGAACUGCAUCAACGGGCUAUCUGUGGACGUGAGUCGACGCAACAACCACCCACUCUCGUACCUUCUUGCAGCUCCCGGUGAACUCGAAGAGACAGCUAUCCUUGUGAGUGAUGGAGCGCGCAAGAUGAUGACCAAGGAGAAGAACGAUAGCAAGAGUAGCGAAGAAAACAAUAACAGUGCAUCGGGUGUGCAAAUGGGUACUGCUGGAGAAGAACACGGUUAUCUCGCUUUCUUGGAGGGUUGA